Molecule: messenger RNA, 288 nt
Organism: Dibothriocephalus latus
Lineage: Eukaryota; Metazoa; Platyhelminthes; Cestoda; Diphyllobothriidea; Diphyllobothriidae
Source: the annotation of a GenBank genome assembly
AUGUUCGCUCUUACCCACACCGGCCUCCUGCGCAAGGACUGGAUCUGUGCCCGUAAGAAGAGGAUGCGACUCAACUGGAACAAGAGUUUUAUUGUCCUGACGUUUCGGAUUCCGUCGGGAAUCCUUACGUUCCAGGAAGCAAUUCAGAAGAAGAAGAAGAAGAAGAAGAAGAAGAAGCGAUCACUGGAGAAGGACUUUAUUUUCCUGACGUUUCGGAUUCCGUCGGGAAUCCUUAGUCAUAAGCAGUUUUAUUUGCCUGACGUUUCGGAUUCCCUCGGGAAUCCUUAA